Molecule: messenger RNA, 13682 nt
Organism: Lymnaea stagnalis (great pond snail)
Lineage: Eukaryota; Metazoa; Mollusca; Gastropoda; Lymnaeidae
Source: the annotation of a GenBank genome assembly
UCAAAGGCAGAGGAAGUCUUGUGUAGAACGAAGAUGGCUGAAUUCUACUGACAAAAUAAAUUGUUAGCUGAAUUCAUUACCAGCUGUGAGAACAUUUGUGUUUAUCAGUAGCGUUCUCACUUUGGUUAUAUAUAUUUCCUCUUAAACUAUGUAAGUUAUGUAAAGAAAAUUAAUGAAAUUAGUUGUUUUUUUCUCUUCACAACAGGUGCUCUCUCUGCCCCUUCUGCUGUUCAGAGUCUGAUUGUAUAUCGACUUUAUCGUACUUUCAACUUUCCCUUACCAUUGCCAUUAUCAUCUAUCUGACCAAAAAAAUAAAUCUGAAUGUAUGCUUGACAGUUAUUAGCUUUGAAUUUUGUGUGCAACACUUCAUUAGAGUAAAUAUACAACGACUAAGCCUAUGACUUUACAAGGGCUAGACAGGAUCUAGAAAAAAUAUGGAAUGUCACUGACUGAAUGUGGGCUGUACCGUACCCGGGUAUUACUAUACUAUUACUAUUAGUAUUGCUGUAUUUUACUUAGCUGCUUACUUACUGUCUUUACUAACUUAACCUACAACUUGGACUAAUCAUUCACUCAAAUCAGCCACUCUUAGUGCGGCCUAGAGAUAAACACUAAUAUGCAUUUCAUUGUUAAAUUUUGAAAGCGUAUGGGCAUGGGAGUAUGGCGUAAUAGUAUUGACAAUUGAAAUUCAUAUUAUGAAUUAUGCUUAUCGCUGUCUAGCCCUAAGUGGCAGGCUUGAGCCUGAGCAGGCGCCUAUAAAAAUUAUAUUUUAAAAUACAUUAAUUUAGCAAAAUAAGUCAGGAAAAAUUGCAAAACUAAAUUUGGGUGUAGGCAGAUAGCCUACAUCAGAAAGUAAAAAUUCUUAAAUAGUUUUAAAUUAUUAGGCCAUGCCCUUCAGUUAAAAUCUAAGUUUGUAAUACUAAUAAUAGGCCUACACUACUAUGUACUAUGUCUUAAAUUAUUUAACUUUUUUUUUCAAUUCACCACGCGCAAUCAGUGAUAGUUGUCAGUGUUAUUGUUGUUUGGCCUACAGAACCUAUGGAAUAUUUCUUGGCUAAAAUUAUUUUCUAUUAACUCAAGAAUUUUCAAUAAAUCAUUCACUUUUUUAUUGUCUGAUUGGAAAGUACAGCACAAUUUUAAAAAAACUAUAAUAUUAGUUUAUAUCUUGAAUUUUAUAGUUGCAACCUCACCUCAUUGCUUUGUAUUAGCUUGAUUCAUUAGAUGUCAAAAACUAAUUCGUUUAUUUGUUUAAAAAAAUAAUUUAUCUCCAUUUAAAGCAUUUAUUUUGGUGUACAUAAAUUAAGUCUCACAUAAACCAAAGCUAUUUUUUUUCUUAAUAUUAAGGAAAUAUCACAAAGUUAAAAGGAGUUUUUUUUUAAAUUUCAGUCCCCAUUCUCUGACUGGUCCUUAUUGCAAUAUCUAAGGAAUGAAACUUAAGUCUGUUAAUGAUGAUGUUAAUGUUAGGGGAGGGUGGGAGAGAAACUCCAAUCAGGUUAGGUAAAAGGAAUAAGUAGAACUAGGUAGGGGAAAACCUGAAAAAAUGACAUCUGUUAGCUGCCUGUGAUAGGUGUCUGCAGGAUCCAGGCAUCUGUUCCAUGUCUCUGAGGGUCUUCUGUACUUUAACAUUUCUUGAGAUCCACCUUAUGUAUGUUAUUCUGUGAGCAUGGGGGCAAACGCCAGUAAUGAUCUAACUAUAUCCAGCUUGUCAAAUACUUAUUUUGAAAUUUGUCUAUCUUUUUCAUCAAGGAACCUUAUUGCUUCUAUUUGGUUAAAGGCAACAUUAAUACAAGCUAAUGGUCAUAUGGAUGAAAAUGUGUGGGCUCUUUAUUGACAGCUUUUCUUUCAGCUUAGCAACAACAAAAAAAGACUGCCAGGAAACAAUUAUUUUACUUCCCAUAUCAAAUGAUGGUACACCAGUGAUUUGAAUUACCGUAUUUAUUGGCGUAUAACACGCCCCUGCGUAUAACAUGCACCUCAAUUUAACAAGGAAAUUUCAGGAAAAAAAACUAAACAUUACAUCGGCGUAUAACACGCACACAUCAUUUGCUCCCUAUUUUCAGGGAGAAAAAGUGUGUGUUAUAAGCCUUUCUGUGGUUAGCAAAAUCAUUAGUUAAGAUGCAAAUGAUUUAAUGUAUAUUUGUUAAGGAGAAAUCGCUCUAUAUCAAUGAUUUUGCUUCCAUUUUUAUCUGUGUUUAUGUGCUAUAAUCAAGGCUUGUUUUUUUUUUAUUAAUGGGAUGUGAAAUUUGCUCAAGAUUUUUACAGAUGUCAUUACUGGAGAUGGUCCCCAUCUAGAUUGCAAAAUCAACACAGAUCUUUUUUACUGGAAUUAUAAAAAAUGGAUUAAAAUGAAAGCAAUGAUUUUGGAGAUAUUCCACUUGCUAAUUAUGACAGUAUUAGCUCUAGUGAUUGUUAUGACAAGAGUCAGAUAUUGACAUAUUAGAAAACUCCUAAGUUAAGUGGUAUUGUUACAGAUACAUUUGUUUGGGAAAAGGCAGAAUUUGAACAGAAAAGAAAAAGAUUUGUGUCCCAAAGACCUACCCUAAAGAGUUUCAAAGACAUUGAUGUUUAUGCCAUUAAGAUAUUCACCAAAAUUACAAUUAUCAAUAUAAGUACCUAUAACUUGACAUUUCUGAAAGAAUAUUGCUUUUAGUAUCUCAAAAAUUUGAUUUAACAAUAGUUUGAACAAUUUAUAGAAUUAGGUUAGGUUGAAUGAGAAGUUGAGUGGUAAAAAUUUUACUUACUCUGUAAAGGUAAAGGUCAAUAUAAACAUACAUAAUAUAAAAACAAAUUCUUUUCAUACUAUAAGUUUCCUUGUCCAAUGCACUUUGAGAAAAAAUUAUACUUGUAAUUGUCUUUGAAACCAUUAAGCAUGGGAUUUGGUAAUUGUUGACGAGCAUAUGAAAUGCUAAUAAAGGCCUAACUCUACGGAAAAUAAAAAUGCACUUGACAGUUAUAAGGUUAAGUUGUUUUUUAUAAAUGCGGUUCAAUAAAAUGUUGAAACAGUCAUUAUUUCUCUUCAAGUAUUUUUAUGUUUGUUAUUUUCUAUGGAAAGUAAUUUGUGAGAUUUUGAAUUAAUUUUUUUUUUUUUUUUUGGUGUUGCUAAAACUGUUUCAAUUCUACAGCUCUUUGCUAAUGGCCAACUGAGUUUUGAUGGCAGGAAAAAAAAUUGAUAUCAAUACAGCAACAGUUAGUGAUCUGGAGAAUUUAGCUGGUGUUGGACAACACAGGGCAGAAGCCAUUCUCAAACAUAGGAGGGUUGGUAGCAUUGUUAAAACAUGUUUAGAUCUGGAUCACCAAAUUACAUUUUAUUAGUUACUCACUUAAGUUUACAAUUAUAUAUUAACAGUUAACUUUUUUUUUUAAUAUCAAAGGAUGUAAGAUAAGAAGUUUUUAAAAUAAUAUUUUCCUUCCUGGACAGGAGAGUGGUGGGUUUAACAGUGUUCUUGAGUUGUCCUUAGUUCCUGGUAUUAGCCCCGCCAUCAUUGAGCAGAACAAAGGACGCAUCAUCUGCCGGAGACCUUCUCCUGCAAAAAAGAGAAAUGGACAAUCAAAAACGUAAUUUAUCUUUAGUUACCUUAAGUUUAAGAAAACGCAUAGACUAAAGCCUAAAAUUUAAUUGUUAUUGAAAAAAAAAUUAUAAUUUAGAUUUCAUAUUCAAUUUAUGCACGAGUUUCUAGCCUUCUUGAUUUCAAAUUUACAAAAUAAGUUUAACAUCUUUAAAAAGAAAAAAAAAAAUUAAUUUUCCCCAUCACAGACAAAGACGAACUACAAGAAAAAGUGGGAACUUGAAUGAUACUUUGGACAUUUGCAUAUUAGAACCUACUGGAAGUGGGCCUGAUUGUACUCAUACAUCACCAACACCUUGUCACUUCACACGAUCUCAGAGUGCAGCACUACGACUAGGGCAGUGCAGUUCAUCAGAAACUCCUCCAGCAGAGAGUUCUUCUGCCAGUUUCAUAGUGACACGCAGCGGAGCUGGUGCUGUUAGGGCACCUGUCAAUAACAGGGGUCAUGAAGAAGAUAGCGGCAACGAUGGCGAUGAUGAGAGAGAUGAGAGGAUAGCUGCGGCCGCAGCCGAUGAAGAAGCUCAAUUACAAAACAAUUUAAAUAAUAUUUUUAUUGAGGACAAUGAAGCUAACGGUGCCUUGGAAGAAGGUGCUUCUGACAAUGAGGGCAGCCACGAUGAUGAAGAAAGUCUACUAAACCAUCCGGCUGACAGCUUUGAUGGUGACUGUGAUAAUGAAGACAAUGAUCAAGAUGAAGAAGAAGAAGAAGAAGAUGACCACCAGAGACCUUCUGUUAGUUUCAACUUGAGGCCGAGAUCGGGGUGUUGCUCUUCUCUGAGAGAUGAAAAGGGUGAUUCCAAAUGGGUGAGUUGCUUUUUAAAAGAAGUUUAAUGAUAAAAACACACUCAUAGCUCAUCAUUCUAAAGUUGUUAGAUUUUAGCUAACAAAAAUUGUCAUAUGCAUUAACUCCAUGUUGUGAGAUAUGUACUGGAGUCACUUUCACCACUUUCCACGCCUAUGUGUUGACCUAAUUUUGCUUCAACUACUUGUCUGCUUUUUUUUCUUUUGAUAUUGACAUCACUUAUUAAAUUUGUAAAGCUCUACCAAUGCAUCCCUCCCGUGAUUGGGAAAAGGCUGUUUAAGUUCUAUUUGUUCUAAAGAUUUCUAUUGGGUGAUGCAAUUUCGAGAAUUUCUUUUCAGUAUGGUUCUAACUCUCUAUCUAUUAAUAAGCCAACAGCUUUCCUAACCAGGAGAGAUUUUUGCAGAUUUUCCUAGAUAUUUACGACAUGUCUAUAUUUAUAUUUGUCUAUUUCAAGGAUUAUACUUUUUUCACUUGCUGUGCUGUAAGAUAUAAUAGUUUUAAUUUAUGUAUAUUUGAUUUUGUAAUUUUUAUAUCAACUUAAUAGUAUAACUAAGUUGAAUAUUGUCAAUAUUACUAGCUUAGGUAUAAUUUUUCUGUGUAUACUGGUUGUCAGUUCCUUGUUACUUAAUUAUAAAUCUAACGAGUCAAAUCCUAAAACAGAUAAAAUCUCCAAAAACCAAAUAACGCCACAUAAAUAUUAAUAAUAAAGUUUAUUUUUUAAAAAUCACGCUUCAUCCCCAAAGGCUCGAAGCACGGUACAAAGUCAACCAAAUUAAAAAAGAAAUGAAACAAUCUAAAUUUUACCACAUUAAAACACAAAUUGCAACACUACAAAAACUACAAACGAGCAUAGCCAUUCACAGUCUUUUAUCCCAUUCAACUAUAAACAACACAAGCCAAUAUACAUCUAGAAGAUAAUAGCUAGCUGUAAAAGAUGGUAGACAACAUUCCCCCCCCCCGGCACAUGUUUGCGAAAUAGAUGUGUUUUCAAAUCGGUUUUGAAAGAUUCCAGUGUCUGGCUGAGAGCGACAGGAAGGGUGUUCCAAAUUGUUUGGCCAGCAAAUGCGAAAGUGCGCCUUCCAUAAGUCUUAAGGCGAACACGCAGUAUAGAGAGUUUGCCACUCUCGGAUGAGCAGAGUUGUCUACUGGGUACAUAAGGCGUCAUGAGCGCUUUGAAAUAGGACGGCGCCAGGUCAUGCAAGCAGCGGUAGCACAGAGUUGCAAUUUUGUACUCUAUGCGAGCACGGACCGGCAGCCAAUGCAGCUCUCUCAGAAGUGUUUUAGCAUGGUCAAAUUUGCGCUUAUGAAGAACGAUGGGAGCCGCAUUAUUCUGUGCUUAGCUGUAAGACCAACCAUGAGAGCAUUGCAGUAGUCCAUGCAUGAUGGCAUGAAUGCAGACAUCAGCCUCAUAGUUACAUUAAACGUUAAGAAAGGUCUGAUAUGACUAAUUCUGCGCAACUCUAGAAAAAUCGCCUUGCAAAGCAUGUUAAUGUGAUUUUCCAUAGUUAGUGUUCUGUUUAAGUAAACACCAAGGUUUCACACUGUUUCAAACUCAAUCUGCACACCUGAGAGAGUAAGGGAUUCUGUGUUAUUUACAGAUUUUAGCUUUUGAGCGGUAGCAAUGGGAAUCAGGUCGGUCUUUUCAUCAUUCAGUUUGAGAUUGUUCAUUGUCAUCCAGUGCUUAACUGACUCCACUGUCUUCUGCAUCAUACUAAAAAGCUUAGGGAACUGAGAGGGGAUCACGGAUUUCUGAAGUUGGGUAUCUGAGAGAUUACUGCAAUUAUUUCUCUGAGACAUCUUUUGCUAUUUUCACUACAAAUAAAAGGUCCUGUUUGAUUUAGUUAUCGAUCACUCAUGUCAUUUAACAAAGAUGUUACUAAAAAAAUUUUUUUACAGCCUUUGAAGAGGAAGUCUGAAACAGAAGAUGACAGAGAUGCUGACAUGUCUCCUGGGAAAAAGCUCAGAACUGCGGUAGUAAGGUAAAUAGUGUCUCCAGAUUACAUGUUUUUGAUACAGUUGCUGUUUUGUAAUCAAUGAAAGAUGUGCUCCCAAUUUAAAAAAAGUGUUAAGUGAAUAAAUUUUUGUGAUCUAUUGGCAACAACAUAAAUUAUAUUUCUUCUAAGUUUUCAUCAGAUAUUCAUUGUACCUUGUUCCCCUGAGUUCUAGUUAAAAACUGUUUUACCAUUUCUGCCUAUUUUAGUUGUCACGUGUGUGGACAGAGUCUUGCCAAAGUUCCAAGAUGGCGGUUAGCACAGAUGCCACGUGGCAAAAUUCCAUCCAAAGACAAUCCUCCUCCUAAAAUGGAUGACUGGCUAAAAACAUUUCAGGUGAAUUUUCCAAAAACACAACAAACUUCUUUCUUAAAUUUUUAUAUAGGAGCUGUAGUUAUAUAUAUCUAAAAUUCAAAAAAUUGUAUCCCUUUCCCUUUUGUAAUAGUAAUGUUUUUAAUGAAUAUUUCCUAAAGGCGUGGGGCAAUGCUGAAAGAAUGAUGGCAGUGGAUGAGCUGAUAAACCUGUGCGAUCCAACACAAGUGCGGCACAUGAUGCAAGUUAUAGAACCUCAGUUCCAGAGGGAUUUUAUCUCUCUUCUGCCUAAAGAGGUACGUUUUCAAUGUCAUGUUAUUCGUGACAUCAAAUAGUUGUUCAUAAAAUUGUCUUUUCUUUACUAGAUUUCAUUUAUAAAUCUUAAUGGCUUAUUUUUUUUUUGUAUUUAAGAGGUCAAAAUUGUUUUCCCACUCAUUAAUAAAUAUAUUAAUUGUUUAUAUUUAAAAUCAAAUAACCGCAGGAUGUUGAGAAUGACACAUUGACCUAGUUAUCUUUUUUUUCUAAAUCCAAACAUGAAAAGAAUAAUUUGUAACAAAGGGUUGGAUUCCUUUUACUUUUGUCUCUAUUUUCUCAAACACUUUUCUGCACAUGUAUUUCCUCCUUUUCCAGCUGGCGUUAUAUGUUCUGUCAUUUUUGGAGCCAAAAGAUUUGCUAAGAGCGGCCCAGACCUGUAGGUACUGGCGGGUCCUUGCUGAAGAUAAUCUAUUGUGGCGAGAAAAAUGUAGAGAGGAGUGUAUUGAUGAAGAGACCGUAUAUGGGUCUCGCAUGCGUCGACGUCAUUCGGCUCGAAGUCCUUUCAAAUCACUAUUUAUGCGUCAAUCUCAGAUAGAGCACAAUUGGAGGACAGGGGUCAAUCGUCCUCCUAAAGUAAGCUUUGUCUAUAGAAGUAACUGAUGAAAGCUAUCAAAAUAAUUAUACAUUUUUUAUAGCUUUGUCCAGCUAUGAUAUUUUAACCUUAUGUAUGUUGUAAUUUUAUAGUUGUUCUUUUUUUCGGUAAUAAUAUUAACCACAUAAUCAUCAAUUAUUCAUUCUUCCGUUUAUAAUUUCUGAUAUCCUCAUAUUUUUUUAUAAAAAAGAUUCUUAAAGGUCAUGACGAUCAUGUGAUCACAUGCCUAGAGUUCUGUGGAAAUCGAGUGGUCAGUGGUUCAGAUGACAACACGCUCAAAGUCUGGUCUGUUACCUCAGGGAAGGUAUGUUCAGAAAUGUUUCUCUUCAGCUCAGUUUGAAAUAGAGCUCUGAAAUAUAUUCAGGCAGAAAAUUGCUAGAGUCUAUUGCAAUGUUUUUAAGAUUUGAGAGUUGUAAAAUCUACAAUUUUUUGUCACCAGUGUUUGCGCACACUUAUUGGCCAUACCGGGGGUGUCUGGUCAUCUCAGAUGUCAGGUACAGUGGUAAUUAGUGGCUCAACAGAUCGCACCCUGAAAGUUUGGAAUGCUGAGACAGGGCAGUGUAGACAUACACUAUAUGGUCAUUCCUCAACUGUCCGGUGUAUGUCAUUACACGGUAACCAGUGAGUAGAUACAUUUUAUACAAAAUUUUUAAUGAAUACAUAAUUUAGAAUCUUUCCUACUUUUGGCACAAUUUUUUGUUUGGUAUAGACAGUUUUUUUUUUGUUGCAGUAAAGACUCAUACACAAGAGAAUAGAAUGCUAUACAUUAAAAAUGUUUCUCUCUUCCUCCCACAAAUUGUCAGACAUUGUAUUUUCUUUCUCAGAGUUGUAAGUGGGUCAAGAGAUGCCACAUUAAGGGUCUGGGACAUUGACACCGGAGUUUGUAAACACAUCCUUAUGGGGCACGUGGCAGCGGUGAGAUGUGUUCAGUUUGAUGGUAAGCGUGUAGUCAGUGGUGCCUACGACUACACGGUGCGUGUGUGGGAUCCUGAAACAGAGACUUGCCUCCACACACUUCAAGGACAUUCCAACAGAGUUUAUUCCCUACAAGUGAGGCUUUCUGUUGGAUAAUGAUUUUUUUGGAAUCCUGUUUUUGAAUGCUGUCUCUCAAUUCUUUUUAAUGUAUUUUAUUUUCAUUGAAUUUCUUUUAAGUUGUUUUAUUUUAAAACCCGUGUUGCUUAAUUAAUUUAUUCUGUAGAUAAGCAACUACUUAGCAGUAUUUUGGCAAACACUAUAAACAAAAUUCUCCUGAAGUCUUGAUCUGACAUUUUUGUCAGAAGAGCGCAGAACACUUACUUUGGCCUCUGUCUUCAGGGGCAGAAGUUUCUACAUGGGGAUACCCUGAUGUACUGAUAGGUGGGGAUACCUUGAUGUACUGAUAGGUGGGGAUACCUUGAUGUACUGAUAGGUGGGAUACCUUGAUGUACUGAUAGGUGGGGAUACCUUGAUGUACUGAUAGGUGGGGAUACCCUGAUGUACUGAUAGGUGUGGAUACCCUGAUGUACUGAUAGGUGGGAUACCUUGAUGUACUGAUAGGUGGGGAUACCCUGAUGUACUGAAAGGUGGGGAUACCUUGAUGUACUGAUAGGUGGGGAUACCUUGAUGUACUGAUAGGUGGGGAUACCCUGAUGUACUGAUACGUGUGGAUACCCUGAUGUACUGAUAGGUGGGGAUACCCAGAUGUACUGAUAGGUUGGGAUACCCUGAUGUACUGAUAGGUGGGAUACCUUGAUGUACUGAUAGGUGGGGAUACCCUGAUGUACUGAAAGGUGGGGAUACCCUGAUGUACUGAUACUGAUAGGUGGGAUACCUUGAUGUACUGAUAGGUGGGGAUACCCUGAUGUACUGAUGGGUGGGGAUACCCUGAUGUACUGAUAGGUGGGAUACCUUGAUGUACUGAUAGGUGGGGAUACCCUGAUGUACUGAAAGGUGGGGAUACACUGAUGUACUGAUACUGAUAGGUGGGAUACCUUGAUGUACUGAUAGGUGGGGAUACCCUGAUGUACUGAAAGGUGGGGAUACCCUGAUGUACUGAUAGGUGGGGAUACCUUGAUGUACUGAUAGGUGGGGAUACCCUGAUGUACUGAUAGGUUGGGAUACCUUGAUGUACUGAUAGGUGGGAUACCUUGAUGUACUGAUAGGUGGGAUACCUUGAUGUACUGAUAGGUGGGGAUACCCUGAUGUACUGAUAGGUGGGGAUACCUUGAUGUACUGAUAGGUGGGGAUACCUUGAUGUACUGAUAGGUGGGAUACCCUGAUGUACUGAUAGGUGGGGAUACCCUGAUGUACUGAUAGGUGGGGAUACCUUGAUGUACUGAUAGGUGGGAUACCUUGAUGUACUGAUAGGUGGGAUACCCUGAUGUACUGAUAGGUGGGAUACCUUGAUGUACUGAUAGGUGGGAUACCUUGAUGUACUGAUAGGUGGGAUACCUUGAUGUACUGAUAGGUGGGAUACCCUGAUGUACUGAUAGGUCCAUUCCAAAUGGGAUUAAGUAAAUAUACAGAAAGUUAUUAAAGUUAUUUGGUUGAUAAAUUGGAAUCUCACUUUGUAUGUUUGUUUAUCCUGUAGUUUGAUGGUGUCCAUGUUGUCAGUGGUUCUCUGGAUACUUCAAUCCGUGUAUGGGAUGUAGAGUCUGGCAACUGCCUGCACACAUUGAUAGGUCAUCAAUCUCUGACCAGUGGCCUCGAGUUGAAAAAUAAUAUCCUAGUGUCUGGCAAUGCAGACUCAACUGUGAAGGUCUGGGAUAUCACCACUGGACAAUGCUUGCAGACUCUACAAGGUUGGUGUAUUAUUUAUUUAACUAGCUAUAGCCUGCCAAACAAUUUUCCAUCUACUAAAGCUACUAUACAAACCUUAAAUUCAAGUAACGCACUUGAUAAGAUUCCCAAUUAGUGCCACCACCUCUGAUGAACUAUAUUAAUAUUCUGUCGUGUGUGUGUGUGUGUCGUCGUCCCCCCCCCCCCAUUUUUAUGCCACAGAUUUCUUACACCAUAUCCUCAAAACAAAACUUAUUACGCUCUAGCUGUAUUUUUAAGAACCUCAGUUAUCAGGAAUUUUAUUUUGCAUGCUUUACUAUACAAACCUUAAAUUCAAGUAACGCACUUGAUAAGAUUCCCAAUUAGUGCCACCACCUCUGAUGAACUAUAUUAAUAUUCUGUCGUGUGUGUGUGUGUGUCGUCGUCCCCCCCCCCCAUUUUUAUGCCACAGAUUUCUUACACCAUAUCCUCAAAACAAAACUUAUUACGCUCUAGCUGUAUUUUUAAGAACCUCAGUUAUCAGGAAUUUUAUUUUGCAUGCUAUUGAACCUUAGCGUUAGUGACAUUGUUACAUAAUGAAUUAUGUAUCUUGAUGUUUUUAGUUUGAUUUGCAUCAUGUGUUUGGUUGUUUUUUUUUGUUGUUUUUUUUACACAUUAGUUUCUUCUUUGUUAAAGUAAUGUUUAUUUAUAAGUUGAGCUUAAUGAAUGUGGUCCCUCUUGUCACUGAUCUUGGUGCUUACAGAUUUUUAGUUCAGUUUUUUAAUAGCUUUAGAAUUGAGGGUCUGUAAAAAUUUUAAGACAUGCUUGCAGAUAAUUUUUUUAAAAUAUUUAAUAUUAAAUUAACAGAUAAAGUUAGACAUUUCAUAAUAGAAACUGUCUUUAGGUACUGAAGAGUGCAUUAUUCAUUUAUUUAUUUUGCCGACUUUAAUUUUGGUCACGCUCAUUUUCCAGGACCAAACAAGCAUCAGAGUGCCGUGACUUGCCUUCAGUUUAGUAAGAAGUUUGUCAUCACUUCUUCUGACGAUGGCACCGUUAAAAUAUGGGACCUUAAAACCGGAGAGUUCCUCCGCAAUCUUGUGACAUUGGGGAGUGGAGGCAGCGGUGGGGUUGUGUGGCGUCUGCGUUGCUCAAACACAAGAUUGGUUUGUGCAGUGGGUAGUAGAAAUGGCACUGAAGAGACCAAGCUCAUGGUCCUUGACUUCGAUGUUGAAGACAAAGACAGAAAAUAUUACGGAGAGCAGCAGGUUGAGCGAAGGCAUUCUUCAGGGUUAUAAAAGACAAGAGAGCAGCAGGUUGAGCGAAGGCAUUCUUCAGGCUUAUAAAAGACAAGAGAGCAGCAGGUUGAGCGAAGGCAUUCUUCAGGCUUAUAAAAGACAAGAGAGCAGCAGGUUGAGCAAAGGCAUUCUUCAAGCUCAUAAAAGACAAGUUCUCAUUCCAGAGAGCAUUUUAUCUUAAAUGAAAGCAUUUUUUUUUUAAAUGGACUUGGACCAGGACUUGAGGAUUAAUGGUUUACAAGUGUUAUAUUUUUAAAACUAUUUAAAAGUAAUACUCUUAAACCCACAUUGGACAACCAUUAUUUGAACACUAGGUCAUCAAAAACUGGCUAAGAAAAUAUGAUUUUGUGGAGUUGGUUUCAAUAAUGAGAUAGCACUUCCCUCAAGACAUUGUUUUCAUUCAAGAAACAUACACUUGGGUUUGUGGAAAUGCGUGCAUGCUUUCUCACAACCCUACAAGACAAACCAUUUGUAUUUUUAAGAUGACUAUGAAUGAAAUGGCACUGAAUGACUACACUUGUUGGCAUUGAACUUGCAGCUCUCUGCUCACACGUAGACCAGCAUUUUAAAAUGGGCCUAUCAGUUGUAAAUAGACUGUUUAACUUGAAGAAAUGAAAUAUUCCAGCUCAAUGCAUACAGGAUAGGUUGACUGGGAGGCAAACAUUUCUAUAGUUAAAAGAUUGAUUUCUGAUUCUUGUAUAUUGAAAAAUAACUUGUUACAGCGAUAUUGGUGGGAUUUUUAUAUAAGAAUUGCAAAUAUUUGCCACAACAUUUAAGUUUGAGUUUUUAUUUGUUUUUAAAUAAUGAAGGGUGUUUUUGUUCCCCUCUCCUUGUGGAGGCAAGGUUUCAGUUUUGACUCAGAUCAUAUCCUCAAAGCAGCUUUCAAAUGGGAAUAUUUUAUUUCAAAGUUUCUUAAACUUGCCAAAUUGUUCACAUUAAGUGGACCAGGUGUCUAUGGAAAGACAGCAGUUGGAAGAUUGGAUUAUUAAUAGUAUUGUUCCUCUGAAAUCUCAGACAGCAACUUGUCAUUAGUUCCUUCUGUCCAACAAUUUGUGGUUAGGAUUAGGGAGAGAUUUGUGUCUACAGCAUUCUGUCUAUGUUUCAUGCUAGUUAUGUUCCUGUUUAAUUAAACUCAAAUUUUUUCUGCCUUGGCUUGGUAGUGAUGAAAUAGAAGUGUGUAUGAGAAUAUGUGAAAGUGCUUACAUGGUGACCUCUUCAUUGACUUUAAUCAUUGUAACAUGUGACCUUCAUCACUGAAUUUUCAAAAAAUAGUAAAAUUUCAAGAUAAAGCUGGUAGGUGUGGAGUACCUUAGGUGAGUGGUUUCAUGAAGUAUUUGAUGUGGAGUCCUAACAUGAAUGUGAUACCUAACAGUGUUAUAUUAUUUAUGUCUGCCCCUGACCGAGUUGGCAAAGACGAGAAGUGUUAUUAUUGAUAAAAAUCAGUUGCACAUUUUGUGUUUCCACAGCAGGCAUACAUGUUGACACUGAAAUUUAUGUUUAUUUGUGUUAUAUUUCCCACUUGUGGAUCUACCAAAAAAAAAAAAUCAGGUUUGUAAUUAAUUGUUAAAUUUUCCCUAAAUAAAUCUUGUAUGUAUAUUAUUAACUCCCCUGCGGCCAGUGGAAUCAUUAUCCUUCUAGCGUUGUGGAUGUACAUCUAAAUAACUUGUACACCUCAGCCUUGUGUAUAGCACAAUUUCUGUUAUCUGUUAUGUUUACCGUGAAGCCUGAUUGCUAUCUCUGCCAGCAAGAGGACACACACAGCAACGAUGUUAACAAAGCCACAUCACAUUGAUGUAUCCCAUUGUAUAGCUUAUUUUGUCAUUCUUUGACCAGGGAGUAUCCCAUUGUAUAGCUUAUUUUGUCAUUCUUUGACCAGGGAAGACAUUUUUCCAUUGAACUAAUAUAUCUCUAUUAAAUAUCAUCUCAUAUUUUACUGUCCAGGUUUAAACAUACGUUUGUUUGACACCACAGUUCAGGGGUGGGUGCUCCAUGACAUCACAAUGUUGUUGUUUUUUUUUGGGGUGACAUUUGAAUCCUAGGACUCAUUUUAAAAAUGAUUUACUCAAUAAAAAU